AACCGGAAGUGAUUCUAUUCGGACACGGAAGUGAUUCUUUUUGUUUUUUGUGCGAUUGUAAGGCGCCCAACGCCAGUCUGUGUCCGUCAUUUAGACUGCAGGAGCAUCGAGUUCAUCCCCACGAGUCCGUGUUUCACCUCCGGACCGGUUGCUGUUGUUGUUCUCGCCUACUUUGGCUCCCCUCCGAUGCCCGCUAGCUGUUAGCUGUUAGCCGCUGCUGUUGUCCGUCAUGGCGGCUGGAGGCGGCGCGGCUCCUGCGCACGUCGGCGAUGUGGAGGAAGACGCUUCGCAGCUGCUGUUUCCUAAAGAGUUUGAGAACGCGGAGACUCUGCUGAACUCGGAGGUCCACAUGCUGCUGGAACACAGGAAGCAGCAGAACGAGAGCGCCGAGGACGAACAGGAACUGUCUGAAGUCUUCAUGAAGACCCUGAACUACACGGCUCGAUUCAGCCGCUUCAAGAACCGAGAAACCAUCACUGCUGUCCGCAGUCUCCUCCUGCAGAAGAAGCUCCACAAAUUCGAGUUGGCCAGUUUAGCGAAUCUGUGCCCUGAAGCUGCCGAGGAGGCCAAAGCCCUGAUCCCCAGUUUGGAGGGUCGGUUUGAAGACGAGGAGCUGCAGCAGAUCCUGGACGACAUCCAGACCAAGAGAAGCUUCCAGUACUGAGACCAGGACUCCAGUCUGGGCUGUCCCGGGUCUCCCACCCAGACAUCGGUCCCUGUCCCUGUCCCAUUCUACAGUGUUUGAUUUUUUUUAUGUCCAGGACAACCGAACCCAACUGAACUGAUCAUGUGAUCUGACGACAUCCCAGUCCUCCAGGUGUUCUCUGAACGCGUCCUCACACAGGUGUUCCAUCAUUCAGGACCAAACUAAACAGAGUCAGUCUGUCCAGCUGAACGUUUCCUUCUGCUGUCACAAUAAACUUUGAUUUGUGUUUUUUUACA
This is a messenger RNA of Scatophagus argus, 942 nucleotides long. It is a transcript of the gene polr2d, whose product is annotated as RNA polymerase II subunit D. Gene Ontology annotation, cellular component: P-body; RNA polymerase II, core complex. Bases 230 to 664 code for a protein of 144 amino acids. NCBI's taxonomy places the organism in Eukaryota, Metazoa, Chordata, Actinopteri, Scatophagidae. Gene Ontology annotation, biological process: transcription initiation at RNA polymerase II promoter; positive regulation of translational initiation; mRNA export from nucleus in response to heat stress. The transcript has 4 exons. Gene Ontology annotation, molecular function: nucleotide binding; translation initiation factor binding. The record is from RefSeq and is a predicted model, not a curated record.